Hymenoscyphus albidus is the source of this 1180-nucleotide messenger RNA. The record is from the annotation of a GenBank genome assembly. Lineage: Eukaryota; Fungi; Ascomycota; Leotiomycetes; Helotiales; Helotiaceae.
AUGACUGCCACGCGCCUCGAGGCUAGAUCCCGCCCUUCUUCUCAAACUCCAUCCACAACGUCAACGUCAACCCUGCCUCCCGACAACCGUAGCCUCAACUCCUCAACCCACCACGACGAAGUUGAGCGACAGAUCAUCUACGAAGCAAGACAAGCUGAUGCACUUGAACUGUACGCAGAGAUGGUGAAACCAAGCGCACAGCUGUUAGGGAUGACUAGUCACUCACCCAGCCAACCUUCUCCCAGCACCACUUCAGCUCCUGUUACUCCCGUUACCCCAUCCCCAAGCAGCAAUGCUCCCUCUCCAAGAAUACAGUCCAUACACGAUGGUGCACUCCCGGCUCUUCGCACGUUAGUAGCUUCUUGCGCGUAUACAACGCGGGCUCGGCUAAUCGUGACAGUUCACUGAUGCUGGGCAAGUACUCGGAUCUGACAAUUAUCCAUAAACAACGAACUUGGCAGGCGCAUAAGGUCAUCGUUUGUUCUAAGUCGCCAGUUUUGGAAGCCAUGAUUGAGGGACUGGAAGCAUUGGAAGUAAGUGGCAUGAGUGGUUGCUUCCAUUGUUGAUCAACAUUUCGCAUGCUUGCAUUUGGGAGACGGCCUAACCGAAACUCUAGGGGCCGAUCCUUGACAUCUCCCAAUAUGGAUCAUCCGCAGCAGCAGAAUGCCUACUCGAUUACAUCUACACCUCCGGUUAUCCCGAACCACGCGGUGACAUAACACCAGAGUCUAUCCUCAACCUCCACGUCCAAAUUUUCAUUCUCGCAUCUACUUUCCAAGUCCAUGGCCUUCAAGACUAUGCCGCUGAGAGAUUCCAACAUGACCUCAUCAGCCUUGUCACAGAACACGAGUUAUUUUUCAACCUUGUACGAAGAGUCUACAAAGGCACCACGCACGAGAACCCCGGUUUACGAUUGGUGGUUGUUGAAAUGGCUAUCGCAGAAAUGCAAAAUAUGCUAGCUGAUGAGGGAGUAAAAUGGGCGUUUCUGCGUUUGACGAGUGAUGUCACAGAGUUUCAGACUGAGAUUUAUGAGGGUUUGAUGAAAGGUAUGGCUGUUAAAGUUAUGCCUGUACAGCCUGUUUUGUGUGAGAGUUGUGGGCCGAUGGAUGAGAGUGAGAGAGGGUUCGUGGUGGUAACUUGCGAGAGGUGUAAGCAGGAUAGGCAGGUGAUGAUUGGUUGA